Messenger RNA from Thamnophis elegans (Western terrestrial garter snake), 2468 nucleotides. RefSeq names its product tubulin tyrosine ligase like 12 (gene TTLL12). The record is from RefSeq and is a predicted model, not a curated record. The coding region runs from base 53 to 1930 and encodes 625 amino acids. Lineage: Eukaryota; Metazoa; Chordata; Lepidosauria; Squamata; Natricidae. Gene Ontology annotation, biological process: protein modification process. The transcript has 14 exons.
GGGCCGCGGCCAGAGACGGGGGAGAAGGCGGGCGAGGAGGCCGAGCGGCGGCAUGGCGGCGGGCGAGAAUGACGCGUAUGCGGCCUUCGUGGCUUUGCACGGGCCCGCGCUCAGCGCCUCCGCGGUGCCCCAGCGCUACUGGCCCAGCCUGUGGCGAAAGCUGGAGAACGAGGUCUUCGAUGCUGGUGAAUAUUUUGGGAUAAUGCAGGUGGAGGAAGCAGAUGAACAAAGAGGUAACGAAGAAACGGAGGAACGGAAAAGGAAAUGCAAUCUUGGUAAUGAACUUUGCUACAAAGUGAUAGUCACAAAUGAAAAUGGCCUUCAGGCAUCAAGUUGUGAUAGCAUUUUUCUUGUUGAUCAUGCCUGGACGUACCGUGUGGAACAUGCCCGCCAACAGCUGAUGCAGGUUCCUGGCCUGCUUCACAGAAUGGCCAACUUGAUGGGAAUAGACUUCCAUGGAGAGGUUCCAGACGAGGCAGUGCUCAACCAAGUGUUAGAAGAAAUGUGGAGAUACAACCAGACCUAUCAGCUCUCGUGUGGGACAGCUGAGGAGAAAGUCCCAGUUUGGUACAUUAUGGAUGAAUUUGGAUCCCGUAUCCAGCAUUCAGACAAGCCCACUUUUGCAACAGCACCUUUGUUUUACAUGCCACAACAAAUUGCUUUUACUAUUCUCUGGCCCUUAAGAGACCUUGAGAAUGGUGAAGAAGUCACCCGGGAUUACGCCUAUGGGGAAACUGACAGUUUAAUGAGAAAAUGUCGGCUGCUGCCAUGGAAAUCCAGUGAGCUGCUCAAUAUCAGCUGUUUUAUCACUGAACCCUCAGAUGAUCACUAUCAGGCUAUAUUAACUGAAAACAAAGAAAAACUGCCUACUUCAAUAAAGCUUCCCAUUUAUGAGAAGAACAAAAUCUUCAAAGUUUACACCGAUCUCCAGCAGGUGCGUCAUUUCCUGAGUCACCCCCGUUUUGAGUUUACGGACUUGGAGCAAGAGGCUGAUAUUCUCUACAUCUUCUCCCACUUCAAAGAUUACAGAAAACUAAGUGAAGAAAAACCUCACGUGAUGGUGAAUCAGUUUCCGUGUGAAAAUCUCCUCACGGUGAAGGACUGCCUGGCCUCCAUUUCAAGAAGAGUUGGGGAUUCGGAGGGGCCAAAAUGGCUGCCUCAUACUUUCAAUCUUUGUACAGAACUGCCACAGUUCAUCAGUUUCUUUCAGCAGUGUGAAAGCAGAGGAAAAGACAACCAUUGGAUCUGCAAACCGUGGAAUCUGGCCAGAGGUCUGGACACUCACAUCACCAAGAAUCUUAACAACAUCAUCAGACAGAGAGAGAGCAUCCCUAAGGUAGUGUCUAAAUAUAUUGAAAAUCCGGUUUUGUUUCAUCUUGAAGAUGUGGGACUGGUUAAAUUUGACGUUCGCUAUAUCGUGCUGCUGAGAUCAGUUAACCCACUCAAACUGUAUGUUUACGAUGUGUUUUGGCUCCGGUUCUCAAAUAGGCCAUUUUCACUUGACGAUUUAGACGAUUAUGAGAAGCAUUUUACUGUUAUGAAUUAUGCCCCUGAGAUACCUUUAAAGCAAAUCCAUUAUAAUGAAUUUAUUCCUCUUUUUGAGAAGCAGUACUCAGAAUAUUCUUGGAAAACUGUUGAAGAAGACAUUUUUAAGGCAUUUGUUGAGUUAUUCCAAGCAGCUUGCGCCAAGCCGGCACCCCUUGGCAUCUGUGAUUAUCCGUCUUCACGAGCUGUCUAUGCCAUUGACCUGAUGCUGAAAUGGGAAUCAUCUGGUAACGGGAAGCAACAUAUGCAACCCCAGAUACUAGAGGUGAAUUUCAACCCCGAUUGUGACAGAGCAUGCAAAUACCAUCCUUCAUUCUUCAACGAUGUUUUCUCUACUCUGUUUUUGGAUGAGCCCAACAACUGCCACGUGACUUCUAUUGUUUAGGUCCACCUAGCAUAAUUUGGUAGUUAAGAAUGGUAUAUUUCAGUUCUAUGAGCUGCUUGUGCAAAUAUUUUUUUCCUAUACUUUCGGCCAGAACAAAAUGUCCCUUGUGUCAUAUAGAAAAUAUGCGUAAUUUAGAUGCAAGAAGUAGUUUGCUGUUGAAAAUAUUCGCAUCAGUCCGCUUAAUUUGUCAAUUUCGCAAAGGAUGCUUUUAUAUACGUAUAUUGAAGAUCACUGAAGUUUAGUUGCAAACUGAUUUCAUUUUAUUUUUUUUUGCUAUAAUUAGCGCGUUUUUAUUUUUCUUUUCCUGUGGAAGUAUAUAUGUACAGCGUUUUUCAGCUUCUUUACUUUCUUACUGCAUUUGAUGUAAUUGAAGCUAUUAUUUUAUCCAAUGGAAUUAUGUUCUCACCUACUUCCUUUAAGAUGCUUUGCUUAAAUAAUAAUAAUAAUAUGAAACAAUCAUCUCAAAAGCUUCAGCUGGCUCACAUGACCAAUGAUAUUUCAAUUUUUUAAAAAUAAAGGAUUACCAGCAAAGUAUGAA